AUUAGACAAAUGAAUCUCCAAUUUUGGGGGUGUAACAAUAUUGUAUAUACACCGUAAUAUAAAAUAAAUGGAAAAUGGUUGUCGAGAUAUUUUUGCCAUUUCAUUGUUAUUAUUAUAUUUCAGUAUUUAAUAAAAAAGAAAUAAAACCCCUAAACCGUUAAUCUCCUCCACUCUCCUUCGUUUCUUUUUUGCAUUUUUCAGUUUGAGAUCUCUGCAUCUUCGAUCCAAAAUCAAAGAGGAGAUUAUUUCCCCAGCUUCUCUCCGCUCUCUGCAUCGUCUCCAGUCCGCCAGCCUCCGACUCCGACGAUCUUGGGGUUCUCAGUAGGCGUUCUCAGUUCGCCAGCCAUCGCCUCCGACGACAGUCGGCGUUCUCAGGUUGCCAGCCUCGUACUCUGACGAUCUUGGCCAUUCUCAGCUUCACCUUCGAUCAUUUUGUCUUUGCUGGUAAACCACUUGCCUUGCCUGUGAAAGAACUGAUUUUCUCAGAAUCCGGAGAAGAAGAUGACUGUGAUCGAUAUCUUAACCAGAGUAGAUGUCAUCUGCAAAAAGUAUGACAAAUAUGACAUUGAUAAGCAGAAAGAUCUCAAUGUCUCUGGUGAUGAUGCCUUUGCUCGUCUCUUCUCUGUCGUUGAAGCUGAUAUCGAGGCUGCUCUUCAGAAAGCGGAGGUUGCAGUGAAGGAGAAGAGUAGGGCGUCUGCAGUGGCCUUGAAUGCAGAAAUUCGUCGGACUAAGGCUCGGUUGCUCGAGGAGGUACCCAAAUUGCAGAGAUUAGCUUUUAAGAAGGUUAAGGGACUAUCUACUGAGGAGCUUGCUGCUCGUAAUGAUUUGGUCCUUACAUUGCCAGACAGGAUCCAAGCUAUACCAGAUGGGACUCCAGUGGCCCAGAAACAAAGUGGGGGCUGGGCGUCAUCAGCCUCUCGCACUGAAAUCAAGUUUGAUACAGAGGGUCGAUUUGAUGAUGAAUACUUCCAACAGACUGAGGAAUCUAGUCAAUUCAGGGAAGAGUAUGAAAUGCGGAGGACAAAACAGGACCAAGGUUUGGAUAUGAUCUCAGAAGGUUUAGAUACAUUGAAAAAUAUGGCUCAUGAUAUGAAUGAGGAGCUCGAUAAGCAAGUUCCUUUGAUGGAUGAGAUCGAUGAAAAGGCGGACAAGGCUACAUCUGAUCUUAAGCAUACGAAUGUGAGACUUAAGCACACUGUCAACCAGCUAAGGUCCAGCCGGAAUUUCUGCAUCGAUAUUAUUUUGCUGUGUAUAAUUCUGGGAAUUGCUGCUUAUUUAUACAAUGCACUGAAGAAGUGAUAUGAGCUGAAGUUCCACCUUUUCAAAGUGUUAGUUGCUUGUGGUUAUUUUUUUCUUAUCAAGAACCAGAAGAGUUUAUGGUGUAUGAUUUGUGUAUUAUUUGGUUAUUAAUUUACUUCCUUAACUAAAGAGCCUAUGCUCGAGCUUGGAUGUUGUAUGUUUUGGUCAACAUGCAUUUCUGUAUAAAUGUUUUUUUCACCAAACUUUUAUUUUGCCCGUAUGAGCGGAGCUGUUGUCCCUCA
Humulus lupulus (European hop) is the source of this 1541-nucleotide messenger RNA. Its product is annotated as syntaxin-71-like. The coding region runs from base 502 to 1299 and encodes 265 amino acids. The record is from RefSeq and is a predicted model, not a curated record. NCBI's taxonomy places the organism in Eukaryota, Viridiplantae, Streptophyta, Magnoliopsida, Rosales, Cannabaceae. Gene Ontology annotation, cellular component: endomembrane system; SNARE complex. Gene Ontology annotation, molecular function: SNAP receptor activity; SNARE binding. The transcript is spliced from 10 exons. Gene Ontology annotation, biological process: intracellular protein transport; vesicle fusion.